CAAGGCGCGGCGGCACGAGAUCGGCCCGAUCGAAUCGCGCGGCGAGUUGCGGGCGAGUGUCCAACUUUCACUGACAACUCGUUAGGCUCGCCGCUGGCCGUGGUUUCGAAUCAUUCACAGUCAUUCCACGACGUCGGCAGGCCGCGGCAGCGUCGGCGAAUUCGCCCGUCGUAGACGUACAAAACGUCAGACUCGCGCGCGCGCGACGUUCCACACGAUUCAACGCGAACCGCACCGCGAAUCGGUGGCCCCGAUCGUCUCCAUUAAAACCUCGUGCAACUAUUAUCAGCUUUGUGCGACCGUGUGUCUCCGUGAUUGUGACAGUGAUCUCCGUCUUGCCGAGCGAUCGACGGUGUUCGCCAUAGCAAGUGAGAAAUAUAGAUUAACGCGCGCCGAUUUUUCUUUCUUUCUUUAUCGAGAAAGAAGAAAUAUCCGAUUUUAUUUUUAUUCUUGAGAAAAAGCCGAAAGAAGACGAAUUUCUGAUAUUAUCGUGUGCACGGGCUGUUCCACGCAUUCCUCGAAAGUAAAAGGAAGCUGCUCUGCUCGUUCGGAGUAGGCCGAAGAAAGUGGAAGCGAACGGAAAGCGAGAGUACUGCCAGGCGGCUGUAACAUCUUCCCAUCGGAAAGCGGCGAGUCUGUUUGGUCUCUGCGAGUGCAGUGCACCUUCGAUGCUUCUCACGAGUAUAAAGCCGGCGGCGCAAGUCGAGAAUUAAAGUUCAAAAGCCAGAUCCAGUCCCCGCGUGCCGAUCCGGUCUUGGAAUCGGCCAGGAGGCCCGCAGUGAAUCGAGGAUCUUCGAUCGGAGCAGACACGAGAGAGAGGAGGCGCGGGCAAGUGUCGCGCGAGUCUUGGUCACACCGGCCGGAGGCUGCCAAGGACGCUAGUAUGGUCAUGGACACGAGCACGGUCCGUCUGGUGAUAUUCCUAGGGAUGUUCCUGGUGUUCGCCACGGAUUACAACUAUCUGGUCUCGACGAUAUUCGGCAGGCCCGCCGAGCAGAAUCUCACCGAGCCGGCGAAGGGCCCGGUCGGGCCGCCGAUCAAGUCGCCUCUUCCCAACGUAGUCCCCAAAAAGGACAACGGAAAGGAGACCGCAUUGUCGCGACGCGCCCGAAUGAUGGCGACGAUCAAGACCGCUUGUCUGCCGAAACUGAUAUGCGAGCUGACCUCUUCCGUUCAUCAGGAUCAGCUGAGCGAGAUGGAGAGGUCAUUGCUGAACUUGAUCAGGGACACAAGCUUGAGCACGCUGGCGGAAGUGCCCUCGAGAUACCAUUUCGCGGCUCACAUGGGUCAAUUGAUAUCCGGUCUGGAAGGUCAGGGAUGCCACAAUUUCUUCCCGUCGUGUCCUCUGCCUGGCUCCAGCGUUCUCAACAUGAUGAAGAAGAUCCGGCUGCGUUGAACCGGCGGGCUCCCGGAAGCUGUCUUUGCAGAACCCACGAAAAGAAAAAGACGACAAUGAAGCCUGUGAUAUCGAGGAUCGUUUAUCUCGUCGAAGGUCUCGGCAACCAGUUAAUUCCGUUUUCGAAGAUUCCUAAGUCGAAACGCUGUCGUCGGAUCUCGACCGAAUCGUCUUCUAAACUCUCGCGCGCCGUUCGGACCGUACGUGGAUAUCCGUAUGCCGAGAUUACGAAUGUCUUUCCAGAAAAAACGUUGGUGCAGCAUUCGAAGGUGUUUUGUGAACGAAAUGCAAUAAAACAUGACGGAAAGGAAAAAAUCACACUUGCCGGCAGCUAAAAGCGCGAUGUAUCGGUAAUGUCUCCCUUAUUGACGCUCAGAUUGUCUACUAAAUUGGAUAAUUUGGGAAGAGGAGAUGCGAUUGUUUG
This is a messenger RNA of Megalopta genalis, 1820 nucleotides long. It is a transcript of the gene geko, whose product is annotated as geko. The record is from RefSeq and is a predicted model, not a curated record. NCBI's taxonomy places the organism in Eukaryota, Metazoa, Arthropoda, Insecta, Hymenoptera, Halictidae.